CCUGGAACGGGAUGACGUCAAAUACAAGAUGGAUGGAAUCACGGCUGCUGUGGGGACGACGCAACUCGGAAAACAAUAACAAAGAGAGAGAAAGAAAGAAAAACGGAGGAAGAGGGGGAAAAAAGACCACGGAAAGCGUUCGCGCGCUCUUUCCGGGGCUCGAGACGCGGGCCGUCAUGGAGAGCCUGGUGCACUACAGCAGCCCCGCCCAUGCCGUCUCGUUGCUCGGUGUGUUAAACGAGCAACGUCUGAAGGGCCAGUUCUGUGACGUGGUGCUGAUGGCGGGUGAACAUCGCUACCCGGCCCACAGGAGCGUCCUCGCUGCCAGCAGCGAGUAUUUCCACACUCUGUUCUCCAGGAGAGACUCAGAAACCCAAGAUGUGAUCCAGCUGGACUUCUGCGAACCCGAGGCGUUCGAGAUUGUCCUGAACUACAUCUAUUCGUCGUCCCUGUUUGUAGACAGAGGAAGCCUGGCAGUGAUACAGGAGCUGGGGUACAGUUUAGGCAUCCCUUUCCUGACUAAUAUCAUGUCCACCAGACCUCAGGUGUCUUACUGCGUGACCCGAAAGAGGUUGUGCUUUCCUGAAGAGGAUGAUGGUUCAUUUACAAAAAGGAGCGUUAUCGUACAUCAAGGUGGCGUGGGCGUCGCCCAUAGAGGGAAUGCAGUUCCCCAUGGAAAAGCGUCCAGGCACACGUCAGAGGAGACCGGGUUGGGUCUCGAUUAUCGUCUGUCCGGAUAUGUUAAACCAACAGAAAUGGGGAUGAAUCUUAGCAAAAGUGCUCCCAAAGAGAUAGAGGACGAAUCAAAAUCCAUCAUUCCGUCUUUGCCGUCCAUCCUCAAGGGCCGUGUCGAGUACAGAUCGCUGUCGGCGAGGCCGCAGCUGACCUCUUCGGUGUCUUUCAGCGAAACCAUACAGCACUUAAACUCUGAUCCUGCUGAUGACCCGACAGAGGAGGUGAAACCCGAACACGCGUACGAUCCCAAGUCGGUCUCUGGAACGCAGCAGGGAGCACAUAACCAAACCGUAGACCGGAGCGGGCCACUUAUUAAAAGCCUGCUUCGUAGAUCCUUAUCCAUGGACAGUCCGGUUCCUGUUUUCUCUCCAGUUUUGGAGCUCAAGGACUCUCAGAGCAGGGAGCAGUCUGUUGCAAAAUCAGACAUGAACUCGGUAGAGUCGCUGUCGUCCGGGAGCAAGCAUCAGUUACCGCAGCUUGUUCUCAGGUCCAGACAGCAUAACGUGAUGGCCAGCGAAGACAAAGAGGCUCAGGGAGAGGACAGAGUGACGGUCAAAACCGAGGCCACUAGCCCAUUGGCCGAUCCUUCUGAAAUCAUACGGGUCACUGUCGAGGACAGUCUGCCUGUCAACUUUAAAGAUUUCCAGGCUAACUUUGACGAAAGUCCUCGAGGAUACUUCAGUCCUCCUGUGAAAAGGAGGUUACCGUUGGACGGUAAUUCGAACAUGUUUAAGCGAUCCAAAGUUUUGAACGAACACCAGUUCACGGAUGAGGACGGCGUGGCCGACGAGUCGCCUCGCAACAUGGACGAUCAGGAACCCGCGGAAUUGAGGCCGACGAAGAUGUUUAAAUGCUGGAGCUGCAUGAAGGUGUUCAGGUCAAACGCAGGGCUUUACCGUCACGUGAACAUGUACCAUAACCCGGAGAAGCCGUACGCAUGCGACAUCUGUCAUAAGCGCUUUCAUACGAACUUCAAAGUGUGGACGCACUGCCAGACCCAGCACGGCGUGGUCCAGAACCCGGCGGCUUCUUCCAGCUCCUACUCUGUGCUGGACGAGAAGUUCCAGAGGAAACUCAUAGACAUCGUGCGAGAGCGGGAGAUAAAGAAAGCCUUGAUCAUGAAGCUCAGGAGAAACAAGCAGGGCCAUCAAGCUCAGCCGUUUGCCAAGAAAAGCCGGAGAUCGAGGUCUUACGGAUGUCCCUAUUGCGGGAAAAUGUUCUUCUUCCAGUCGCAUUUCAAACUGCACAUGAAAGGACACACUGCUGAGAGAGCUAGCAUGGACGCGCAAGACGAGGAAGGUCUCCGUGAGCAGCAGGAGCAAAAGGGACAAGUCAAGGAGAACCAGGACAAAGAAUUUUUCCCCUGCCGGCUCUGCAACGUGAAACUGUUCUCCCUGAGCGAGCUGGAGGACCACGAGAGAGCGUGUCGCUAUGCAACCGUCUGUCCUUACUGUGGCCUCAGGUUCUCCAACACGCUGGUUAAAAAGGAUCACGAGGCUCACUGCAAGUACAAAAAGCUGACCUGCCUCGAGUGCAUGCGCACUUUUAAAUCCUCGUUCAGCAUUUGGCGCCAUCAGGUCGAAGUUCACAACCAGAACAUGAUGACCGUCAGGGAGCAGCUGACCUUCGGGUACCACAACGUUAACCAAGAGACGGAGGAACUUCCCAGAGCACCACCGCCUCCUAAAGAGGUGAUGAGAGAUGACGCGACGUACGGCGACUCUGAGGACUCGUCCUCUUACCUCCCAGAGGAUCUGAGCUCGACUCAUAAUCAGGGCAAGCUCAUUGUAAAAGAAGAACCGCAGGAGGAACCUGUGACGGACCGAGAACCCUCAGCUCCCGAGGAACCAGGCGGGCGGCCGUGCGAGAAAUGCGGCAAAUUCUUAGGCUCUCACAAAGCCCUCGAGCGCCACCAGGAGCUACUCUGCCACAUCAAGCCCUUCAUCUGCCACAUUUGCCACAAAGCGUUUCGGACCAACUUCCGCCUCUGGAGCCACUAUCAGUCCCACAUGUCGUCGUCCGAAGAGCCAGUGAGCAGACAGACGGACAGACCGCCAUGUUCUCCUCCUCCGUCUCCGACUCCUCUUAACAUCUCCGCACAAGAGCCUCUGUCCUCACAAGCGUCUCCACCAAAAUCAGGUCAAACCGAAGGGAAGGUCCCAGAGGAGGAGCCUCGAACCCUCACGGCUUCUCUGUCAAAAUCUGAAAGAGCGGAGCAGGAAAAGUCAGGCGGAGAUUUCUCCCGUUCCAGGUCGGACACCACUGAAAAUCCAGCAACUUCUUCUCAGGAAUCAGACACGCUCUUUUAUCACGCGCCGACGCUGUCUGCUCUGACGUUUAAGAGGCAGUACAUGUGCAAACUCUGCCACAGGACCUUCAAGACUGCCUUCAGUCUGUGGAGUCACGAGCAGAGCCAUAGUCACGUCUGAACAUCAGUCAUUUACACUAAAAUCUGUUCAAGGAGCGAGUCUCCUUCAACCCAGACAUAACCAGUCUGCUGUGAUGUGUGUGUGAUUUUAAGUUAAACAAAAUUUAGAGGCGGGGCUUGGGCAGGGGAUCCAAGAUGGCGGCACGCGUAAACAGUGUUUGAGUAUUCAGCUGCACGGUUUAUAGAUUCGGGUCUAAAGAAGGGAAUGUCGCACCCUGAUCACAUCUUGAUUGCGUUUGGGUUGCCAGGGACGAUGAUAUUCCCCCUACACAUGUACAGGAUGUUUAUCCAUAUACGUAUACAACACUUACUUUGAGGUUUUUUUUUUAAAAUACUUUCUGGUGCAUCAGUGAACAGUGUGUACACAGAUGUUACAGAUGUCUUAUUUCUCAUUCCUGAUUAUCAUCUCCUCAUCCACAAUGAUACAAAUCUGCUUCUAAGAAUCUGCAAUAAGUCUGUUAAAGUGCUUUGCGUCCGAGUUACGCUUGUUACUCGUCUCCGUGGCCUUUUCUCCUCUUUUGUGUUGAUGGAAGUGGAAGAUGAUCAGAAAGGCACAACAAACCCAGACCCAAAGACUGCAGUGUUCAGGAUGGGACGUCUUUUUUUUUCUUUCCCCUCUCCCCAUUCUGCAAUUAUGUACUGUAGGGUAUAUUUAUUUUGUAUUACGUUUAUACAAUCUAUUACCCACGACCUGUCUGAGUGACGGAGCUUUCGGCCAUGACUUUGCUUGAAAAUCCAAAACCGAGAUGUUUUGGGUUGCCUUACUACAAGUACAUCGUACGAGGUGCGAUCAAAAAGUUCCGAGGUUGUUCCUGUUGCGAACGAAGAGCAGCAGGAGCUAGCGGUAACUUUUGUGAGUUUGUAUGCCGCUCUGUCAACAAAUAUCAGGACCUGUUUAACAAAUGUUUUUGCGACGACGAGUGCACCAACCUGGAAGUGCAUCAGCAAACGUACAGCAAUGAAGCAAUGAGCCGGGUGAGGUGCGAGAUGGGGCGUGGUGUUGUGUAGCGUUCACGCUUCAAGAGGGGCAGAAGUCAGGACCAUCCAACAAUCCUGACGCUCACAAUUUCUUCGACCUUUUCUGCGUUCCUGAUUUCCUGAUUUUGACACAGAAUUUGAUGUUUACUCUCUGCAUAAAAUCGCAAACGUGUAUGUGCACGUUGUCGCAAAAACGUGCGUAACACAGGUUCCGAUGCUGACAGCGCAAUGUCAUGCGGUAUACUGACUCAUAAAAGUUGCUACUCGCUUCUGCUGCAUGUGCAUGAGCAUAGCGCACUCUCUUCUUUUCAACAAGAACAGAAUCACAACUUUUUGAUCACACUUUCUAUCCAGAAAAUAACAAAAGUCAUUUCAUGCUGGUGUUUAAACUUUAUUCGGUGAACAAGUAUUAUUAUCAUUAUUAUUAUUAUUAUUAUUAUUAUUAUUAACAGCAUAUUCUUCAUUCGGAUGAAGAACUGCAUGAGGUUUUGUUCCUUUGACAGUGUAAGUGUUGAAGACUAAAACGUGUUAUUCUGAAAUUACAUUUUGUUUGUGUGAUCACGUUUACACGUGAAACAAAACAUGCUCUUUUUUCUUUCAAUUUUAAAAAAAAUAAAAUUGCUUCUUUCAUUCAGUGAUUGAAGUGAAAACAAGGAUAAACUGAAAACACACACGUAUAAAAUUCAGUAGGCAUGCGCCGAUAUUAAAUUUUCAUCGCACAAAUAAUGAGCUAACAUAUUAUCAUGGAAUAAUUUCCGAUAUUAUUCCAAAAUUGUUUUAAAAAUCUACGACAUACUGUAUAUACAAGUGUUUUUGACAUUCAGAAAUGUUAUAUACACACCGUGAUCAUUUUAUUACUUCUCGUAAAUUGCUCAUUAGCAUCUCAACUUAGAUAUAAACACUUUUUAUUUAAAAUGAUGUAUGAUAUGUAGCUAUAUAUAUUUGUUAUUCCACAAAAUCGAGUCGUACAUGAGCUGAUGGGUGACGAGUCGCGUAGCACCAAGUUGUCUAUAAUCCAUGUACGACAAGAUUGAGUGGCAUAACUGUUUUAUUCUAUCCACAUUCACUGGAUUUUGAGAAAUGGAGCAUUUAAAUUUUUUUGCAAAUUCGAUAAAUAAAAACUUUAGACAAAACGUCUGACAAAAUCAUUUCCGCUUAGAAUGUAAACAAACCGGCACAAUGACAGGAGAAAUUUGUGAAAAAUGCGAUAAUUCUUGAAAGAUAAACAAGAUACGUCCUUAUCAUUAAAUACUUUAAUUCUAUAUUUUGUUGCCUUUUUUUUUUUAAGUUUUGUUUUUGAGUCGAGUUUUUAUUUCACCCUUGGUUGGUUCAGCAACACGCUCCGCCAUUUUGUUUUUCUCAACUCACGCUAUAAGAGCCGAUGUCCUAGUAGUAGAGUAGCCAAUCAGAGCACACGAUUGCUCAUAUCCAUUGACUGUGGAUGGAAUAAAUCCAUAUAUAAUAUGGUUGUGUUUUAUAUAUCUUGAACAUUUUUGUGCAAUGUGAUUUAAAAACAAAAACGAUGCACUUAUCAUGACGUGAAAAUAACAUCGGCACACACCUAGUGAGCAGUGUAACUGUUAGCUCGUCAUUUCUGGUUGUGUGUGUGUGUGUGUGUGUGGUAUUUCCCCCCCAUUAAUGUUUAAAUACAGAGUGAGAAUUAUUAUAUUACGGUACUGUAUCAGUACUUCUUUAUUAAAAUAACACGAGCUCGUUACUCAGAUGUCGAUGCUAAGCUGAUCGUACAGGAUUCCUUCUGGCAUCACCCAUGUUAAUCAAAGCACAAUUUCUAGAAUUAUAAGAAAAUAUUCGAUUUGUUCUUGUUGAGCUAUAAAACUAUAUUUGUGCUGUGGAUGUUAAACAGAAAUAUUCAUAGGUAAUUAAGAGUUUUGUCAGAUUGAUGACUCUUACAUGGAUAUUUGUGGACACUUUUGGGCAGAGUUUAAUGAAUGUAAUGUGCUUUUUUUUUUUUUUUAUUACUCAGAUUAAAUGCCUCAGAUUAAAUAGAAGACGCCUCUUCAUUUUGGUCCUCGAAUAAGCUUAAAGGUGAUUGAUUUAAAGAGUUGAUUCAGAUUUCUGUCAGCCGACUUCGUAUUUUGUACCAAUUUUUUUUUGUUUUAUGAACACAGUGUAACU
This is a messenger RNA of Neoarius graeffei (lesser salmon catfish), 6277 nucleotides long. RefSeq names its product zinc finger and BTB domain containing 21 (gene zbtb21). Bases 12 to 3164 code for a protein of 1050 amino acids. Gene Ontology annotation, biological process: regulation of transcription by RNA polymerase II. Gene Ontology annotation, cellular component: nucleus. Gene Ontology annotation, molecular function: protein binding; DNA-binding transcription factor activity, RNA polymerase II-specific; RNA polymerase II cis-regulatory region sequence-specific DNA binding. The transcript has 2 exons. NCBI's taxonomy places the organism in Eukaryota, Metazoa, Chordata, Actinopteri, Siluriformes, Ariidae. The record is from RefSeq and is a predicted model, not a curated record.